UUGCAGAAGGCUUCUCCCUUCCUCGCAGGAUGGCCAGCUCGACCCUCAGCCUCAUCUACAGCAACCGGCCUCAGCGAUUAACGCAGGUUGUGGCGACAAUGAUCGUAGCUCUGGGCCCCUUGGCAACGGGUCUGGGCAAGGGCUACUCCUCCCCAGCCCUCGCCUCCAUGCAAAUUCCCUCCUCCACGAACAGCUCUCACUCUCACGACUUCUCCAUCACGCAAGAACAGGGGUCGUGGAUCGCUUCCCUCUCGCUCCUGGGAGCCUUCUUCGGCGGCAUCCCUGGAGGACUGGCCAUGAGGCUAGGAAGGAAGAGCGUACUAGCCGUCGUGUCUCUACCUUUCGCCCUCUCUUGGCUGCUAACGGUCUUCGCCUCGAGUGUGUAUAUGGUCUACGCUUCUUCCUUCCUGUGUGGCAUAUGGUCAGCGGUGGUGUCGCUGGUCACUCCCGUCUACAUCAGCGAAAUCGCCCAUCCGGAAAUCCGUGGCUGUCUCUGCUCCGUAGCUAAGCUUACGGCUAAUGUAGGCAUGCUUCUCUCUUUCCUACUGGGCGUGUACCUCGACUGGCGCCAACUGGCUAUGGUGGCCUCCAUCGCCCCGGCGCUGCUCUUCCUGGCCCUCAUGCUCAUUCCCGAGACGCCCAGUUACCUGCUGUAUCGCGGCCGCGAAGACGACGCCGCGACGUCUCUCUCCUGGCUGCGAGGAGGACUGGACGUCACGCAGGAGCUGGACACCAUGAGGGCCAACAUCGAGGCCAUGCGGGAGAACACGGAGGUCACAUGCUACCGGGAAUGGCGCCGCGAUCUCAUCAAGCCCGUCCUCAUCACCUGCGGCCUCAUGGUCUUCCAGAAAUUCAGCGGCGCCAAUGCCUUUAAUUUCUACGCCGUACCGAUCCUGACCGAAGCCUUCGCUGGGAUCAACCCUUACAGCGCCGCUGUGGUUGUCGGCCUCCUGCAGAUCCUCGCGGGGAUGGUGUCGUCGGUCCUGAUCGACACUGUAGGUCGACUCCCGCUGUUGAUAGUGUCGAAUCUGCUGAUGUCGACGGCGCUAGCAGGCUUCGGUACCUUCCUGUACGUCACGGGCAGCAUCGGUGGCGGGGCAGGGCCGGGUUUAGACUGGAUUCCUCUCACCUGCGCCUUAAUAUUCCAGGUGGCGUAUGCUCUGGGAAUCUCACCCAUCGCCUGGAUUUACAUCGGCGAAUUGUUCCCGCUGAAGCACCGGGGUUUAGGCGCCAUCGCCAAUUCCGUCAGUUACGCCUGUUCCUUCGCCAGUGUGAAGACCUUCGUAGACUUCCAGUUGCUAUUGGGGCUCUAUGGAGCCUUCUGGCUCUACGCGGGGAUCUCGCUGGUCGGCCUGGUCUUCACCGUGGCACUGGUCCCGGAAACGAAAGGUCGCGGCCUCCAGGAAAUGCAGGAAAUCUACACGCCGAGGGAGUACACUCCCAUCUACAAUGAACAGGGAACGCAGAACAAGUUGAUACCUUAAUGUGUUCGUCUGGUGUUAAAGUGGUGUAGUGUGCUGAACUUUCAAGUGUACUAGAGCGACGCCAGGACCCGCGGCGAGAGGAAGGGGGGUGGGGGGGGGGGGAGUGAAUCUCGUGUGUAAACACAAGGAUGCUAAACGGCUCGUCUGGUUCAUCUCCAGUAUGUGUGGUAUAGGAACACUUGGUGUGUGCCAGCAUCUCUGUCCCUGAAGAUCUCGCGCUCAUGUGCGCAUGUGUGUGUGUGUGUGUGUGUGUGUGUGUGUGUGUGUGUGUGUGUGUGUGUGAGAGUGUGUGUGUGUGUGAGAGAGAGAGUGUGUGUGUGUGUUUUUAUAGAGAGAAGAUGAACACUUGUAAUUAGACGUCUUUCGUACUGAAAUUACUAUUUUCUUAAUGCUUAUACCAUAGAUGUGUUUGAAGAGUUGGUAUGCCGUGAAGAGCAUACCAUGUGGCCAAAUACUGACUAUAUUGUAAAUACUGUACAAAACCUCCCAAAUGAUGUGUAAGAUAAUUGUAAUUUAUUAGAGAAAACAACUAGUCUGUAUAUAGAAAGAAUUUCUUUUUCUAUUUCUCUUAUAAACACUUUGUAACAAUACUUAUUCUGAUAAUAAAAGAUUGUUGUAAAA
Messenger RNA from Procambarus clarkii (red swamp crayfish), 2105 nucleotides. Lineage: Eukaryota; Metazoa; Arthropoda; Malacostraca; Decapoda; Cambaridae. The record is from RefSeq and is a predicted model, not a curated record.